CCAGCGGGAUUUCUUGUCUUCUGCGCCAAGGGCCACUUUAAAAAGGGCCUUAUUUAUAGAAAAAUUAUAUUAUAUUCCCUAAAUUCCCAAUAGUUUUGAGCGAACCCAAUGACCGGCGUGGAACCAGGUGCACGUACCUUGUACUCGACUGUGCAAAACAACGAAUAGAUUCGCCGGCAACCGACGACAUCUGUGGGUCGACAAACUUGCACAAUCGCCGAGCUCAGCAAUCGCCAGUAAAUAAAGGACUUUCUGCAGGAUGGCCGAGGCAAUGGUUGUGGAGGACCGGGCAGCGGAGCCAAAGCGCUUCUUCUGCCAUAUGUGCAACGUGGAGAUCAACAUUCCCAACUCGGACUUCACCUGUCCACUGUGCGCGAAUGGUUUUGUGGAGGAGCUGCCGGCGAAUGCGCCUGAGAUGGCUUCUCCAGCGGCCGGAGCCUCCAGCGGUGGCCGAUCCGGUAGUAGCGGUAGCGGCAGCGGAUCCUCUGGCUCCCAUGACACGCUGAGCAGGGGCAGUGCAUCUGGCGGAUCUCAACUGAACGUGGAGUCGCUGCGAAACGAUAUUGUGUCACUGCUUAACAUGCGUAAUGUGCCCAACUUGGAGAUCACCAUCGAGCCAAACCGGCGGCACAGCAAUGUGGUGCACCUAGGUGGCUUUGGACCCUCGGGCAGUGGCUCUGGCGGCGGUCUUACGGCCGGCGGACGUGUGCGUCCAGCCAAUCUGGACCGACUGGACAAUGUGCUCUUUGAUUUUUUGCAGAGCCUGCCGUUAGCCGGUGCCACGGCCGAAAUUGUGACCGGACCCGGAGGAGGAGGUGUCGGUGGCGGCGGCAACUCGCACAUGUUCUUCAUGGGAAACCCCGGGGACUACGCUUGGGGCCGCGAGGGCCUUGACACCAUCGUCACCCAGAUGCUCAACCAGAUGGAGACGUCAGGGCCGCCGCCAUUGUCGGCGCAGCGCAUUAACGAGAUACCCAAUGUGCAAAUCAGUGCCGAAGAGGUAGAACGCAAGAUCCAGUGCUCCAUAUGCUGGGACGACUUCAAGAUAGACGAGACUGUACGCAAGCUGCCCUGCUCGCACCUUUUCCACGAAAACUGCAUCGUGCCAUGGUUAAACCUGCACAGCACCUGUCCCAUCUGUCGGAAGUCGUUGGCGGAUGACGGUAGCGAUGCCGACGACGAGUUCGUUAUGCUCGAUGGAUUUGGCCCGGCUAUGGGGACCGAUGGCAGUAAUUCCACCAGGAGCUCAGCCAGCAACGCCACAGGAACAGACAAUCCCUCGCCAGCCAACAACAGCAGCAGCCAGACCACGGCGGAAAGUAGCCGAACACGAUCAGAGGCCACAAAUCCCGCCCAGCCAGCACGCAACAACGUCUUUACCUUCGACGACGACAACAUGUUUUUGGACUAACUGGGAAAGAGGCAGUAAAUCGAACAGAAGCGAUGAUCGAUUGAUAUUCAAAAUUAAGCCAAAUAUUGGCAGCGGCUUUAGAAGUUUAGCCCUUAAACAUAAUUAAUCAAAUAUUUAUAAUAGUUUGUCCUCACGCUUAAUUUUGUUGUUGUUCAAAAUAACGAUUUGUAAUAAACAACACGGAAUAUUUAAUUCCGUUGGCUCCGCAAAAUCAA
Molecule: messenger RNA, 1626 nt
Organism: Drosophila ficusphila
Lineage: Eukaryota; Metazoa; Arthropoda; Insecta; Diptera; Drosophilidae
Gene: Iru
Product: E3 ubiquitin-protein ligase Iruka
Exons: 1
Coding region: 260-1411 (383 amino acids)
Biological process (GO): positive regulation of DNA-templated transcription; protein ubiquitination; ubiquitin-dependent protein catabolic process
Cellular component (GO): nucleoplasm; cytoplasm
Molecular function (GO): ubiquitin protein ligase activity
Source: RefSeq, a predicted model, not a curated record